AUGGCAGAUGAAUACCAGAUGCUCGAGGAGCUUGGCAGCGGCUCCUUCGGCACCGUCUACCGCGCAAUCCACAAACCGACCGGCGAUUUCGUUGCGAUCAAGCACAUCGACCUCGAGGGCAGCGACGAUGACAUUCGAGAGAUUCAGCAAGAGAUCUCAUUGCUAGCCACCUGCAGCUCCGAGUAUGUCACUCGAUACCGAUCCUCCUUCGUACGCGGCGUCAAGCUCUGGAUAGUGAUGGAGUACCUUGGCGGCGGCUCAUGCCUGGACUUACUGAAGCCAUGUCCGAAGGGGAUGGAAGAGCGGUAUAUUGUUAUCAUUAUGAGAGAAUUGUUGAGGGGAUUGGACUACCUUCACAGCACGGGCAAGAUACAUCGAGACAUCAAGGCUGCCAACAUCCUGCUCUCGGAAACUGGACAAGUCAAGAUUGCAGACUUUGGCGUUGCAGCUCAGUUGACCAACAUCAAGUCGCAACGCCUUACAUUCGUGGGCACACCGUUUUGGAUGGCACCUGAGGUUAUUCAAGAGGCUGGAUACGACUUCCGUGCGGACAUCUGGAGUCUGGGUAUCACGGCCAUGGAGAUCGCGCUGGGAGAACCACCACGAAGCGACGUUCAUCCGAUGAAAGUUCUGUUCCUGAUCCCGAAAGAGAAGCCACCACGAUUGGAGGGUAGUAGAUUCAGCAAAGAGUUCAAGGACUUUGUGUCUCUGUGUUUGAACAAGGAGGCGGAGCGGAGGCCAAGUGCAAAGGCUCUGCUGAAGCAUGCUUUCAUCAAGAAGGCUGGCAAGACUGAAGUGCUGCAAGAGCUUGUGCAGAAUGCAAGAGACUUUGAACGCUACGGCAUGGCGCGUGAGAGGGACACCCGAUACUACGAGGAGACCUUGAAAUCGAUCAACCAGGCCGCCGAUGAUGACGAAUGGGUGUUCGAUACUAUCAAGCCGGCAGCAAGCAUGCGCUAUCCGGGACUUGGCAAUGGAACGAUCAAGCGACGAAAGCUGGACCGCAUACCGUCUGGCGAUGCGUCAGAUGUGGAGAACACGACAGCAGCCAUGGAGCAUAUGAGCUUGGAUGCCGCACCUUUGGCCGGAUCUUUACGCACACCAGCAAAGGAAGCAACCACGAUCCGAACACCAAAGCCGAGAACUGUUAGUAGUCAACGCAAAGUCUCAGCCGUCACUGCUCGCAAGGUAUCAGCGGCAACACCAGCAGGCCGUCGGGUUGCGAGCAGAAAUGUAUCUGGUGCAACGCCUUCCGCUCGGAGAGUCAGCUCUCAGCAGCCAGCGAAGCAACCACUUGGUCUGGACAUGUCAUUUGGCAACGGCACAUCGACUGUCAGACAGUUCAAACGCGUGAGCUCAGGAAACAGGCCAACGACUCCAAUCGAUCAGACUGGUACCUCACCACAAGACAGCGUAUUCGAUAGCGAUGCAGAGAACAAGCCACCAACUGAGUCAAGCACGCAACCGCCGGUAUCAGCAACCAAGGAGGCAGUUCUGGGCAGACGAUGCUUCGCCAAAUGCAUCGACCCAGCUCUGCAAGAGUCACACGCAGCAGUGGCCGACCGCUCCAAGCGCGAAGCUCUAAGCAACGUCGCCGAAGCGUGGUCCAAAUUCGACGAACUCGACCCCGACGGCGAACUGCUCCUGCUGAAGAGCAUCAUCGACCGCGUCCAAGCCGACCCCAAACUCGCCAGCGUCCUCAUGCCCCAACGCGUAGCAAACGCCCAGCUCGCCUCACUCCGCCUGUCGCCCACCAAAAAGGCCGCACACAUCACCGAAACCGAGCUCUCAGCCCGCGACAUGACACCCCAAACCUCCCCCUCCAAGGCCAGGUACUCCUCCGGAUCGAUACGCUCCCCGAGCAAAAGCUCCAGCAGCCCCACCAAACUCGUCCUCAACCCGCAGAACCCGCACCUUAAGAAGAUGCGCUCCAGCCAGGCGUUGCAGGCCGAGAGGGAGAAGGCGGCUUUGGAUGAGAAGGCGCGGCUCGAGGAGAAGAUGCCGGGUGCGAAGAUGGAGCCCGGGAUGGAGCAUGUGGGGAUGCUGGCGGAUGUGUUGUAUGGUCGAUGGACGGAGGGGUUGAAGGUGCGGUGGCCUAUGGCUUAG
Molecule: messenger RNA, 2106 nt
Organism: Zasmidium cellare ATCC 36951
Lineage: Eukaryota; Fungi; Ascomycota; Dothideomycetes; Mycosphaerellales; Mycosphaerellaceae
Exons: 2
Coding region: 1-2106 (701 amino acids)
Biological process (GO): protein phosphorylation
Molecular function (GO): protein kinase activity; ATP binding
Source: RefSeq, a predicted model, not a curated record